UGCUGUUCUUGCUUUGCCAAUGGAUGCCGAUACUGAGACGUUUUCACCAGAGACGUUGCAGUCCAUCUUCAAGCUGGUAUGGAAAGACUCCAACACCAAAGCUAGUAAAGAUGCAUUGACAUUGUGCUGCGAAUUCUUUCGUUUGUUCGUUUCCGAAGCGGUGCAACGCGCAGCCGAGCAGACGGAAGUGAAUGAUUCCGUACAAGAGAAUCGUAUUGAAGUAGAACAUUUGGAACGUAUCCUGAAUCAGCUCAUGUUGGAUUUUUAAUAACGACGCGAAAAUCACCAUAAACCAAAAAAAAAAGGGGAACAAUAAUUAAAU
Radiomyces spectabilis is the source of this 322-nucleotide messenger RNA. RefSeq names its product centromere protein X-like protein. Lineage: Eukaryota; Fungi; Mucoromycota; Mucoromycetes; Mucorales; Radiomycetaceae. The transcript has 4 exons. Gene Ontology annotation, biological process: kinetochore assembly; DNA repair; resolution of meiotic recombination intermediates. Bases 20 to 268 code for a protein of 82 amino acids. The record is from RefSeq and is a predicted model, not a curated record. Gene Ontology annotation, cellular component: Fanconi anaemia nuclear complex; FANCM-MHF complex.